Nycticebus coucang (slow loris) is the source of this 6530-nucleotide messenger RNA. It is a transcript of the gene DAAM2, whose product is annotated as dishevelled associated activator of morphogenesis 2. The transcript has 25 exons. The coding region runs from base 457 to 3657 and encodes 1066 amino acids. Gene Ontology annotation, biological process: positive regulation of canonical Wnt signaling pathway; regulation of non-canonical Wnt signaling pathway; negative regulation of oligodendrocyte differentiation. Gene Ontology annotation, molecular function: actin binding; small GTPase binding. NCBI's taxonomy places the organism in Eukaryota, Metazoa, Chordata, Mammalia, Primates, Lorisidae. The record is from RefSeq and is a predicted model, not a curated record.
UUUUGUUUUUGGUUUUUUUUUUUUUUUUUUUGCGGCUUUGAAAUCUGACUCCUUGUUGUCACAAGUAGACAAACUUAGAAGGUCCCCUCCAAACUGACAACUUUUUAAUAGUGGCUUUCCCGUUUCUGCCUGUGCCUUCACUUGGGUGGGUUGGAAGCCUUCACAAGCCCCCGGCUCCCACUUGCAGGCCUGGCCUCUGGCCAGCAGGAAGGGCAGCGGCAGCGCGGAGGUUCUUGUUCUCAGCGGCAGUGGGACGUUGGGCCAGGGAAGAAGCACCCGGGAAAGGGGUUCCGUCUCUGGGACUUUCAGCACCUGCGGCCCAACCUAACGUCAUGUCCUGACCUCACUAGGCGUGGGGAGACUCUGACUCAACCAGGGAAGAGGGAUCUGGCCUGGCUGCAGAUCAUGAUGAGGACCUAGGGCAUCUGCCUGCUGACCCCCUAGCCUGCAGUGACCAUGGCCCCCCGCAAGAGGAGCCGCCAUGGCCUGGGCUUCCUGUGCUGCUUCGGGGGCAGUGACCUCCCCGAGAUCAACCUCCGGGACAGCCACCCUCUGCAGUACAUCGAGUUCUCCAGCCCCAUCCCGAACCCGGAGGAGCUUAAUGUCCGCUUCGCAGAACUGGUGGAUGAAUUGGAUCUCACGGACAGAAACCGGGAGGCUGUGUUUGCACUGCCCCCGGAGAAGAAAUGGCAGAUCUACUGCAGCAAGAAGAAGGAACAGGAGGACCCCAACAAGCUGGCGACCAGCUGGCCUGACUAUUACAUUGACCGCAUCAACUCCAUGGCUGCAAUGCAGAGUCUGUAUGCAUUUGAUGAGGAAGAGACGGAGAUGAGGAACCAAGUCGUGGAAGACCUGAAGACAGCUCUCCGGACACAGCCCAUGAGGUUUGUGACCCGCUUCAUCGAGCUUGAGGGCUUGACCUGUCUGCUAAAUUUCCUCCGGAGCAUGGACCAUGCCACCUGCGAGAGCCGCAUCCACACCUCCCUCAUUGGCUGCAUCAAGGCACUGAUGAACAACUCCCAGGGGCGGGCGCACGUACUGGCACAGCCCGAGGCCAUCAGCACCAUUGCCCAGAGUCUGCGCACGGAGAACAGCAAGACCAAGGUGGCCGUGCUGGAGAUCCUGGGCGCCGUGUGCCUCGUGCCCGGUGGCCACAAGAAGGUGCUGCAGGCCAUGCUACACUACCAGGUGUAUGCGGCAGAGCGAACGCGCUUCCAGACUCUGCUGAAUGAGCUAGAUCGCAGCUUGGGCCGGUACCGGGAUGAAGUAAAUCUGAAAACAGCCAUCAUGUCCUUCAUCAACGCUGUCCUAAAUGCUGGAGCUGGAGAGGAUAACCUGGAGUUCCGCCUACAUCUACGGUAUGAGUUCCUGAUGCUGGGAAUACAGCCUGUGAUCGACAAACUCCGGCAACAUGAGAAUGCCAUCCUGGACAAGCAUUUAGACUUCUUUGAGAUGGUCCGGAAUGAAGAUGACCUGGAGCUAGCCAGGAGGUUUGACAUGGUCCACAUCGACACAAAAAGUGCUUCCCAGAUGUUUGAGCUGAUCCACAAGAAACUGAAGCAUACUGAGGCCUACCCUUGCCUGCUCUCUGUCCUGCACCACUGCCUGCAGAUGCCUUACAAGCGGAAUGGUGGCUACUUCCAGCAGUGGCAGCUCCUGGACCGUAUCCUCCAGCAGAUCGUCCUCCAGGAUGAGCGGGGUGUGGACCCCGACCUGGCUCCCUUGGAGAACUUCAACGUGAAGAACAUCGUCAACAUGCUCAUCAAUGAGAACGAAGUGAAACAGUGGCGUGACCAGGCAGAGAAGUUCCGGAAAGAACACACAGAGCUGGUGAGCCGGCUGGAGAGGAAGGAGCGGGAAUGUGAAACAAAGACGGCGGAGAAGGAAGAGAUGAUGCGGGCGCUGAACAAAAUGAAGGACAAGCUGGCCCGGGAGUCCCAGGAGCUGCGCCAGGCUCGGGGACAAGUGGCAGAGCUGGUGGCCCAGCUCAAUGAGCUCUCAACAGGCCCUAUAUCCUCCCCGCCUCCCCCUGGGGGCCCACUGACCUUGUCUUCCUCGAUGAUAACCAGUGACCUGCCUCCACCCCCACCUCCUCUUCCCUUUGCCUGCUGCCCUCCACCCCCACCCCCUCCCCUUCCACCUGGGGGGGCUCCUACUCCCCCAGGUGCCCCACCUUGCUUUGUGGGCCCGUCCCUCCCUCAGGACCCCUACACCAGCAGUGAUAUCCCUCUCAGGAAAAAGCGUGUCCCCCAGCCUUCCCACCCGCUGAAGUCCUUCAACUGGGUCAAGCUGAAUGAGGAGCGUGUCCCUGGCACUGUAUGGAAUGAGAUUGAUGACAUGCAGGUAUUUCGGAUUCUGGACCUAGAGGAUUUUGAAAAAAUGUUUUCAGCUUAUCAGAGGCACCAGAAAGAGUUGGGCUCCACUGAGGACAUCUACCUGGCCUCCCGCAAGGUCAAAGAGCUGUCCGUCAUUGACGGCCGGAGGGCCCAGAACUGCAUCAUCCUUCUCUCCAAGUUGAAGCUCUCUAAUGAGGAGAUCCGGCAGGCGGUGUUGAAGAUGGAUGAGCAGGAGGACCUUGCCAAGGACAUGCUAGAGCAGCUCCUCAAGUUCAUCCCUGAGAAGAGUGAUAUUGACCUCCUCGAGGAGCACAAGCAUGAGAUUGAACGGAUGGCCCGCGCUGACCGCUUCCUCUAUGAAAUGAGCAGGAUUGACCACUACCAGCAGCGACUACAGGCCCUCUUCUUCAAGAAGAAGUUCCAGGAGCGGCUAGUUGAGGCCAAGCCCAAGGUGGAAGCCAUCCUGCUGGCCUCUCUGGAGCUGAUCCGCAGCAAGCGUCUAAAGCAGAUGCUCGAGAUUGUCCUGGCCAUCGGCAACUUCAUGAACAAAGGGCAGCGUGGGGGUGCCUACGGGUUCCGGGUGGCCAGCCUCAACAAGAUCGCCGACACCAAGUCCAGCAUUGAUAGAAACAUCUCUCUGCUCCAUUACCUGAUCAUGAUCCUGGAGAAGCAUUUCCCUGACAUCCUGAACAUGCCUUCAGAGCUGCAGCAUGUUCCAGAAGCUGCCAAAGUCAACCUGGCAGAGCUGGAAAAGGAAGUGGGCAACCUCAGGAAGGGCCUGAGAGCAGUUGAGGUGGAGCUGGAAUAUCAGAGGCGCCAGAUGCGGGAGCCCAGUGAUAAAUUCGUCCCAGUCAUGAGUGAUUUCAUCACAGUGUCCAGCUUCAGCUUCUCAGAGCUGGAGGACCAGCUAAAUGAGGCCAGGGACAGGUUCACCAAGGCCCUGAUGCACUUCGGGGAGCAGGAGAGCAAGAUGCAGCCGGACGAAUUCUUCGGUAUCUUCGACGCCUUCCUGCAGGCCUUCUCGGAGGCGCGGCAGGACCUGGAGGCCAUGAGGCGGAGGAAGGAGGAAGAGGAGCGGCGGGCGCGAAUGGAAGCCAUGCUGAAGGAGCAGAGGGAGCGCGAGAGGUGGCAGCGGCAGCGGAAGGUCCGGGCGGGCAGCGCGCUGGAGGAGGGAGGCGAGUUCGACGACCUGGUGUCGGCCCUGCGUUCCGGGGAGGUUUUCGACAAGGACUUAAGCAAGCUCAAGCGCAGCCGCAAGCGGUCAGGGAGCCAGGCCCUGGAAGUCACCCGGGAGCGGGCAAUAAACAGGCUAAAUUAUUGACCUGGGACUGGCCGGGGAACAGGGAGCCGGAGGGGCUGAAUAGAGGCGGAGGUGAUACGUGAUUUGGUGCUCGGGUUGAGGCCUGGGCUGGGCCCCGGGCAGGGGAUGGUGUGGGGCUGGACCAGGUGUCCCCCUGCUACUCACCAGGGGCCCCUCGCUUCUCCCCUUCACAUGAUUCCUUUUGCAUCAGAGCCCGGGGUCAUCUCGGAGGCUGGCUUAGACACCCCUGGCAGGCCCCAGGCCUCUGGCCAGGCAACCCAGGCUGAGGGCCCUGCCCCCCACCCUCACCAGGGGCAUCCACAUGUUGGCACAGAAUUGUUCCAGAUCUAGACUGGAGAGGCCCAUGUUGUUGUCCAGAUUUCAUGCGCAGGGAGAGUUAGGGGACUCCCUGAGAGCCAGGGUGGGGGAAUCCAGGCUCCCAGCUCUCCAGGAGGCUCGGCAAACACUGAUGGGGGGGCAAAUUUUCCUCUUGGAUAGAAACAGGAGAAACGUAAUAUUUAGCUAGAUCAGUUCUAGAAGUUUCCAAAAAACAACAAAUGUUAAGAGGAUGAUACAGGGACCAAAGCCACGAGGACGGAGUAGCAGUGCCUGUUUCCUAGGUCACAAGUCCUUGGCCUCUCUCUCUGCCUCGUCUUAAGUCUUCAUCCUACACUACCUGCCCACCUCCCUCUUACCUACUAAUCCAUCAUGCAGAAGAUUCCCCUUUGAGUUUCCACGACUAUGCCUCAUACCAGGUGCUUGAGUCUGGCAAGGGAGGGGGCUCAAGAAGGACUUCAUUCACACCACACCUCAUGCCUCAGGCAUAUCCCUACGGGUGUACCCCAAGUCCCCACCUCUCCAUACAACCUGGCCACGGUUGUAAAGUGACCUCACAUGUUGCCUAGGAAUUCCCUGUAGCCCCUUACCAGAGGGCAUCACUUGAAUGCCCAGCUCUACUCUGCAGCCCCUGGCCUACCAGGUCAUACAAAUCACUCAGAACCCUAUUCUCCAACACCUGCCUCAGGGCAGCUGCCACAUUGGCUUCCUGCUCUGUCCAGCCUGCAGGGGUACACUUGGGUCUCGCUGAGGCUGGUGGGGAAGCCCGUUCCUGAGAGGCUCCUGAGGGCCAGAGCUGCCCUCCACGUUCACACGUCUAAGGGUGGUCCCUCCCUCAGGUUGGAGCUGAGAGCAGGCCCAGAAGUGGAGGAGAUGGGGAUGGUGGAGGGAGGCCAACUACCUGGGGGAGCACACUGCCUGAGGGCCCACUCCUCAUCUCUGAAACACAGUUUGGUUCUUCAGCCUGACUUGCCUGGGACCUACUCUGGAGUUCCUCUCUACUCCCACCUUCCACUUUGUCCAUCGGAAGCUGUCCUCGGUGGAUGGGACAGCUGUAUGUAGACAAAAUCUCUUUCUUCCAAAAGGAGGGGCCUGAGGUCAAUUCUAGGGCUUUUAUGUUGAAUAACAUCUUACCAGCCCUGCCUCAACCCCUCCACCAUCUCCUAGCCCUCCUGCCCUCUGCCCUGACCUUCAUGUUCCCGACCUCGUCCCUGGCUCAGGGUUAUUGCCGGUGCACAGACUGGUGGGCUGGGCCGCUCUCAGCUGCCUAUCUUCUGCCUUUUGCCUAUACCAGAUUCCUGGGGGUGGGGCCGUAGUAGCUGCAGGGGCUGAAACACAGGGUUGGUGAGUCCAGUACGUGCGUUGGUUUGAGGAGGCAGGUGGCACGUGUCCUGAUGGGAGGAAUCUGCAAGCCUGGCCAGCACAGGUGUGAAGAGCCCAGCCUGGAGCCCAGGUGAGGGCAAGAUGAAAGCUUCUAGGAAGAGUAGCUGCAGAGAGCUUCGCCAUACCCAUCUGCGCCCCUGAAAGCCCCACUGCAAGAUGCAGGUGUUGGGAUGAUGGGGAGGUUGUGGGUGAGGCCUCUUGAGGUCCUCUCCCAAACUGGCCAGGCUGAAGUUGACCUAACCUCCACGGGGUAGGGAACAGGGGAGCACUCCAGUGUGACAAGCAUCCCUAAAUCCUGGCAUUCCCGCCCCCUGAGGGAAGACUGGAUAUGCACCAGGAAAGACAAGGAAUAUGGAAGCUGUUCAAGAGACAUUCAAUCCUCAGAAAAGUAGUUUGUUUUUUAACUGUUUACAGAGGACACAUACAUCGUUCCAGAGCUCAGCCUUCUCACCCCCAAAGAUUUUUUCUUCUCUAUUUAUUGUUUCCUGGAUUUGGCUAGUGGCUCUGGUAUUAGAUGCCAUUGCAGCCAGAUCUUCAACAGUGCCUUGGACCAUGGAUCAUAGCAGUCAACUCAGUAGAAAGGGGCUGCAUAGGUCCUUGAUGUGUUAAAUGUCUCAGCUAUUAAUUAAUGUGUUCCUUGGUCUUGUUUCCCCAUGUCCUUCACACUUCUCCUGCCACCUUUGGGAACAUUUUUCCAGCUGUCUAAUUUUGUGUCCAAUGUAAAAUUCAUUGUCAACCUAAUGCGAACUGUUCCCUUCUCAUCAGCAGCACUUAUUCCUCCUCCCCUGUGUGGAAAUAAAGUGUUUUAGGGCAGUGGGAGGAGAAAAUUCUGCAGGUGGAUGGGGAAGGGUCUGGGGCAGGCUCUCCCACCCCCAUCCCAUUUCCACCAACUGAAGAGUUGUGACCACCUUCCCCAACCCCUACCAUGGAUGCUCUCAAGCCAAGGCUGCUCUCAUCAGCUGCCUCAUGUGACAAAUGAGGCUAGUGGACAAAACGUACAGUGUCCUUUUCACCUGCACCUUUUUUUUUAUAAGAAUAUAUUGUAAUACUAAAAAAUAUUAAAUCCAUACCAUCCUCACCCAGCAUGUCUCGAAACUUGUGUCUUCUUCCCAUGAGGGGACUUGGGGUGCACUGGGGAACUGGCACAGCCUGUGGUAUGCUGGAGCUCCACCAGA